Spodoptera littoralis (African cotton leafworm) is the source of this 654-nucleotide messenger RNA. The record is from the annotation of a GenBank genome assembly. Lineage: Eukaryota; Metazoa; Arthropoda; Insecta; Lepidoptera; Noctuidae.
AUGGAAUUAUUCAAAGUUUCUUCGAUAUUUGCUCUAUUUUUCUUCUUAGACGUAACCUCAGCUUUAUAUUUCCACAUAGCUGAAGGUGAAAGAAAAUGUUUCAUAGAAGAAAUCCCGGACGAUACGACAGUUAUAGUGAAUUACAAAGUGGAGUUAUAUGAUCCGAGAUCUGGAGGUUUCAUGCCAUCGACCCCUGGCAUAGGUAUGCAUGUGGAGGUUCGAGAUCCCAAUGAUAAAGUGUUGAUGUCUCGUGUGUACUCGUCAGAAGGCAUGAUAUCAUUCACGUCUGUGACGCCGGGAGAGCACGUUAUCUGCAUGUACUCCAACAGCACAUCUUGGUUCAGUGGUUCCCAGCUCAGAGUACACUUAGACAUUCAAGUUGGUGAGCAUGCAGUGGACUAUGCCAAUGUGGCUCACAAGGACAAGCUGACAGAACUACAGCUAAGGAUCAGACAGCUGCUUGAUCAAGUACACCAGAUCACAAAGGAACAGAGCUAUCAAAGGCACCGUGAGGAGCGUUUCAGACAGACUUCAGAGAGCACAAACCAGCGUGUACUCUGGUGGAGUCUUCUCCAAACUGGUGUGCUUGUUGGCAUCGGUUACUGGCAGAUGAGACAUCUCAAGAGCUUCUUUGAAGCCAAGAAAUUAGUCUAA